AACAAUCUCUUCAAAAAAUACAUUUAUCCUAACUACAUUUUUGUGUGAAUACAUUUAUAUAUUUGUAUACUUAUAUGUACAAUACACAGACGCGUAUGUAUCGCUGGACAUAGUGCCGGGGCUCAUUUGGCCGCAGCCUUGCUACACGACGACGCUUGGAUCGCACGCAUGACACAGCAAGGAUAUUUUGUGUUAUUAAAAGAAAUCCUAUUGAUCGGCGGAAUUUACAAUAUAAAACCUAUCGUCGAUACCAGCUACGCGACAGCGUUAAAACUUACUGAUGAGGAAAUUGAGAAAUUCAGUUUUUCUACUCUCAAUGAAACAAAAGAUCGUCACAUUAGCGGUUUGAAGGUUGUCGUAACCGUAGGAGAACGUGAUUCUCCAGUAUUUGUGAACGAGUCCCACGAAUACGCGCAGAAACUUAUCUCCAUCGUGGACAACGUGGAGUAUCUCCUACUUCGUGAUAACAUCGAUCAUUUUGACAUAGUAGAAAAUCUUUUGGAUCGAAAUUAUCAUCUGUCUAAAUUAAUAUUGCAAUGUCUUUCCUCCGAUGUGAAUAUUCAUCACACGCAUUAGUAAUACAAAAUUGAAAAAAAGUAUUUUUUUAUAAAGUGAU
Molecule: messenger RNA, 616 nt
Organism: Pseudomyrmex gracilis
Lineage: Eukaryota; Metazoa; Arthropoda; Insecta; Hymenoptera; Formicidae
Product: kynurenine formamidase-like
Exons: 3
Coding region: 169-576 (135 amino acids)
Source: RefSeq, a predicted model, not a curated record